GCGGGAAUUCAACUCGUAUAUGGUUGCAGAAGUUGUACGCCUACUGACAUCCUGUGACCAUAUACUCAAGCCAUUCACAGUAUCCAGUCUCUUCCAAACGACCGCCCUUUACUGGCGAUGCCUGAUGAGUGGACUGCUGUCGGCAAACUAUUUGAACGUCCUUGGUUCCGGCGAGUGUGGGUUCUGCAAGAGAUAGGUGUGGCCAAAAAGGCGACCGCUUUUUGUGGUGGACUGACAAUUGACUUCAGUGAAAUAGCACUGUUUGCCCAAUUCCAUCACAGCGUGAAGAAAUUCCUGCCGAAGCGCACCAAUGUUGCCACAUACCAUUCUUAUCUUGCUCUGGCGGAUAUUUGGGCAAGGUUUGGUACAGUGGGAUCAUGGAUGAAUGGUGACCCAAUAUUGAAGGCGAUCAGAGAAUUCUGGGUGGCACCGGAACGCUCUGCGAAUGGUAUCGUCGAGGUGUUGCAUACGAGCAGAUUCUUCCAGGCCACUCGUGAUGUAGAUCACGUUUAUGGCUUCCUCGGGCACGUUGAGGCAAAGAGCCAGGAUGGCAAGUCUAACUUGAUCGAAGUUGACUACAAGCGUCCCACUGAGGAGACGUAUCUGUUACUCGCGACGCAACUACUACUGUCAACAAGGUCGUUGCGACUUCUCUGCGUCGUCCAGCAUUGGCACGAAGACUUGGUCGAUGCAGAGCGAAAAGGUCUUCCCUCCUGGGUACCCAUGUUCCACUCCGCGCCCCUUUACGAAUUCCUCAUUCCGCAUUCAUCCUACGAUGCAAGCCCAGCGCAAGGCUUGUCCAAUAACGUCGUUAUCUCUGUCGAUGGUAGAGCAUUGACAGUUGCCGCCCUCAUAACAGACUCGGUCACACAGAUCUCAGCUCCUUUCUCCGACGACGAGCAGAGCCUCCCACAGAUCCUCUACCAUGGCUGGGAGUACUACAAACGAAUCCCGGUCAGAGACCCAGAUAUGUACUAUACAAGACUAUGUUGGCUCUUUGUCCAAGUAUACGACCUUCCCAGCAGUCUCCAAGCCGAUUUCAUGGCCUAUUGUCAGCAAUACUGCAGUACACCCUUUUAUCAGCACUUCUUGUCCGUCCCUCAACUCGCAAAAGCCCAGUCGUCUACAGCGAACAUCAGUGCACACCGCUUUGCGAGCCGAGCAUCCGAGUAUUGCGCUCGCAGAAGGGUAUUCUUCACAGAGGAAGGGUUGUGCGGAAUGGCAUUGCGACCUGCACGAAAAGGCGAUAAAGUUGCCUUCAUCUUUGGCUGUCCAAUGCCGGUACUGCUCAGGCCAAGCAGUGAACCCCUGGUGUUUAGAUUCGUUGGCCAGGCGCAAAUUCCCGGCCUCAUGCGUGGCCAGAUCCUUAAGAUGUUGAGGAAAGGUUCUUUGCGGACACAUCCCCAGAACAUCGUGCUUACUUGAUGGAAAGCAAUCGGUCCACCUCUACGCAUUCAUGAGCAUGAAUAGAAUAGCCUUUACCAUAAACGCAAAUGAGUCGCGUGUGUACUACUAUAUGCCCUGCCAGGCAGUCGAAUUUGAUGCCAAGCAAAAUACUCGUUAUGGGCGGGCCGGUGGUGAUCAGGCUGCCUUUCCAAUGCCUGUGCCUGGCUUUUUGCGCCGGGUGCCG
Exophiala viscosa is the source of this 1630-nucleotide messenger RNA. RefSeq lists its product as uncharacterized. Lineage: Eukaryota; Fungi; Ascomycota; Eurotiomycetes; Chaetothyriales; Herpotrichiellaceae. The coding region runs from base 118 to 1425 and encodes 435 amino acids. The transcript has a single exon. The record is from RefSeq and is a predicted model, not a curated record.